Messenger RNA from Daphnia carinata, 1597 nucleotides. RefSeq lists its product as uncharacterized. Bases 372 to 1316 code for a protein of 314 amino acids. The transcript is spliced from 6 exons. The record is from RefSeq and is a predicted model, not a curated record. Lineage: Eukaryota; Metazoa; Arthropoda; Branchiopoda; Diplostraca; Daphniidae.
AAUGAUGAUGCAAAGACGUCAUCGACUAUCAUCUCGCUUGGAUGUAUAGUUUAUCCGUGAUGCCCGGCAUAUAUAUUGCCUUUGAAACUUGUUCAACCAAUGCUGAGCAACCCAAGUCCAACGGCCUUGGCAUCUAAAUAUAGCGCUGGGUGUUGCAAUGUAAAACUUGCACGAAUUUUGUUCGGUGAACGACUCACGUCGGUUUCCUUCUGCACCCUAUACCACCAACACAGUCGAAGCCAAACUCUUGUUGGUAGCCGGACGACAAAAAGCCGCUCCCUUUAAUCAAAAUUUACGUUUUGUAAUAGCUGUACAGCAUCGAUUCAUUUGGACUAUUCUGAAAAAUUAUAUCUGACUACCAGACGAUUACAAUGGCAGGUUCAGGAAAUUACUACUAUGAACGACCCAGUCAACGAGAGUUUGCUCCCUAUGGUGGAGGCUAUGCCAUGCCUCCAAUGAUGCCCUACCCAAACGCAAUGCGUAGCAACUGCAUGCCGGCACCAAGGUACCAAGGGGCCGUUCCAAGGAUCGCGUGUCAGUUUCCACAAUCAAUGUUCGCACGGGAGAGAGAUGGAUAUCUCCGUGACAGAGCUCCGUAUGAUGACGAAGAUGACGAAGAUAUUGACGCAAUGAAGACCCAGCAAGAAAAAUCGCGGUACACUCGGGCUUCCCAGCGAGAAGCCGAUGAGGAUUUUGAAUUUGAGAAACCCCAGCACGUCCGUCCGCGUCCUAACCGUUCCGCUUAUGUGGAUGACGAAGGCGAGUUUGAAACCGUCAGAACUUCUUCGACGAGACCACGGAUCAAUGUGGACGCGCUCUUCGACGAUGAUGGAGACGCAGAACCCACACUGAAACUAGAAGACAUUGAAGAAGAUCUACGUAAAUUGCGUCAGGCAACCACUUCUGCGCUCAACCGUUACACAGCAAAAUCAAACUCCCAGCCGUCUACUCGUCUUUCUCGUUUUUUUGCGACUUAUCUCAAUGAAGACAAGAACUAUGACAGAAGCGGUUCGAGCUCCAGCUCAUAUGUUCGACCGUCUUCGUUGAAGCCGCUCGAUUCCUCUUCGUAUGAACCACCCACGUACGACACCCAGCGCUCCAUGUACACUUCCAGCCGUUCCGCCAAUAAGGAAUCGGAUUCGGAAAAUACCACUUCUGGCAAAAGAGAGCCGAUGGCCGUGCCACAGGAUUAUGCCGAACAAGCGUCACAGCCGAGACGUAGGACACCAAGAACUCGUGAAGACGACACCAAAAUCAACUCUAGAAUUGAUGUCAUGUCACGCUACAUUUUGUCAAAGAACAAGGCCAAAAAUUAAGCAGAGGUCGAAGAAGAAUGAAAUUUGGGGUUUUGUGGGAUUCAGUCUCAGGGCAAAUGUCCCUUUACUAUUCUCUUCUAUAAAAUAUUCGUGGCUCAUGUGAUGUCCUCUAAAGUGCUGUUGUAUUAGUUUAGUUCGGUUCUGUUUGAUACGCCGGAAUACCGCAGCAUAUACCUUAAGUGUCGUACUAAUUGUCAUGCUUUGCUGCCUAUCCUGUUCUAUCUUGUGUACAGUAUUUCCAGUAUGUUAUGCCACAGAAAAUAAAAAAAAGUGCAAAUUGA